AUGAACGCCCCGAAACACCCUCUUGAUUUGAAGCUGCUUGAUGCUGGUUCUCUUGAUGAGAAUAAUGAACACCCAGGUGUCUACCAUUCAGGCGAGGCAAUAUCAGACCAACAGAUGAAACAUCUCAAGAUGACAUUUGAGAUGGAGAAGGAGAGGCGUAGAGUCCUAGAACUCGAAUUACAACUGGAAAAACUCUGUCAACAGAGAUUCUCUACGGAUCGAUCACAGAAUGUCAACAAUCAUCCUGUCACCACCUCAACAGCCUGUACAGCCACAUGGGAUCCUAAUCUCAGUGAAAGGUUGGAAUUCAACCUUUAUAAACUGGAUAGCCGUGUUGACAAGGCAAUCUCCCAAUUCAAGGAAGAUGUCAAGAAUACUGUGAGAUCAAACAGUCUAACUGACACAUUCAAUUACAUCACAUGGAGCAUCUUCAUGAAAUCGAAACUGGUUGAUGCACAGUGUGUCAGACCACAUUUCUCCAAAUAUGAUGAAAAUCGGAUUGCUUAUACCCUAUGGAAUGCGAUCAAACAGGAAUACUCUGUCCUCAAAACACAGUUACGCCGUGAGGCAGUUCUGGAAUUCAUGUCUCUUGGUGGCACACAGGUCACCAAUCUACACACAUUCUUUGAUAAGUUCCAGUCCGCCAUCACGAAGUUGGAGAUGUUGGAUGCUUCCCCACCAGAUGCAUGGAUAUUUGAUACCUUCUAUUCAGUCCUACCCAACAAUUGGAGGGAUUAUGUUCAGAAGAAGAUAGAGGAGAUACAGGAUUCCAAAUCCACAGCUGUGGUAUUGGAUGUUGAUCUUCUCAUGGAGGAGAUCCGCUCGCGGCUUGAUCCUUCAAAAGAUAAAAAGAAUCUGCAGAAUACAGAUUCUGCGGCCAACUCAGCUACAACAGCUACAACAGCUACGACAGCUACAACGGCCAUAACAACUACCAACAACAAUACAUCGAAUUCGGCCCGUGGAGGCUGUAAUGGACAUGGUCGUGAUAAUUGGAGGAUCUACAACACUGCAAGGAUAAAGAAAUUCAAAGAAAAGAAGGAAAAGAAUAGUGAGGGUAGAACCCAACUAUUCAUUACAGAUGGAUCAGAGACCUAUCAGAUGGCAAACCUCGCAGAGGUUAUCAAUGUGCCAGCCUGUUUCAUGGAACCCCACAAGGAUCCCUCCAACGGGCGUUUAUACAUAUCAAAGGACGUCAUCUUCCAGGAGGACCUCCAUCUUGCCGAUCCAUCGAUACCAACUACUACGCACAACCCGAAGGUCCUACCCAAUGCGGCCCGUAAAGCGGCUGCGGCGAUUCCUUCGGCGACACCAGGCCUACCCGCCGCAACGAUUCCUUCGGCGAUUCCUGAUCCAUCAAUUGAUGAUCUGUUCAUUGAUGAGGAAAUCCAACCUGAGUGUCCAUUAUUUCUCGUACCCACUAAUAAUUGGUGGAUUGACUAUGAUAUCUCCGCGAGAAUACCUACCCUUUUAGUGCAGAAUACACUGAACUCCCCAGAACCCACAGUUGAAUCUGAUGACCCUCCGACAUCUACAAGGGAUAUCACUAUAGUGGGGGAAUCUACAGUGGGGGAAUCUUCAGUGGGGGACAGUCUUGAAGACCUACCCACCGAUCCCGAGAUCGCUGCACUUCCGAUCCCGAAAAACCUCACGCGCGCCAAAGCUUCCAUGGAAUGGAAGUAUUAUUACAAGGCCUGUGUUAAAGAGGUCAACCGUUCGAAAUAUACGCGUUGGAAAGAGAAAAUAAAGAAGAUAGGGGGAUAGAGGGAUAAAAAAUGAUGUAUCUCAUGACUGGUUUUUCAUUACUACACAUUUUCCAGUCAUUUUUUGUACCUGUACUUGAUUUGAAGGCGAAUUUUGUAUAUAGCAUCGUGUAUAGUUACUCUGGUGAGUGGGGGUGUCAGGUCACGUGAUCUGGCUUACUAAUCCUUCCACCAUAUAACUUUCCACAAAGCUAGCAACCUUUCAAUCACACAAGCUUUACACCUUCCACACAUA
Molecule: messenger RNA, 1998 nt
Organism: Blastomyces gilchristii SLH14081
Lineage: Eukaryota; Fungi; Ascomycota; Eurotiomycetes; Onygenales; Ajellomycetaceae
Exons: 4
Coding region: 1-1764 (587 amino acids)
Source: RefSeq, a predicted model, not a curated record